AUGCCCUACUAUCCCCAAGACAACGUUGAGUUCCACACCCUGGAUGGCCUCACUCUCCGCGGAUGGCUCUAUCCUGCCUCCGUGCCUCAUGGGCCAGGCGUGAUAAUAACCUGCGGGUUCAACAUGCCCAAAGACUUGCUUGCGCCGCAGAUUGCGAAAUGGUUCCAGAGAAAUGGUGUGACAGCAUUGGUGUAUGAUAACCGGACGAUUUGCUUGAGCGAUGGGGAACCAAAAAAUGAUAUAAACCCCCAUAAGCAAGUCUCAGACUGCCACGACGCCGUCACCUUCCUCUCCAAGCAUCCCCUCGUCGACCCCGCCAAGAUAACUCUCUGGGGACUCUCUCUCUCCGGCGCCGUCGUCCUCGCCGCCGCCGCUCUUGACCCUCGUGUUGCUGCGGUCGUCUCACUUGCCCCGACAGCCAAGCUCAACAUUCCGCCCGAGAAGCAAACUAUCAUCCUCGAGAGGGCCAUUCAUGAUCGUGUCGCGCGCGUUACAAAAGACGCCCCGCCAGCGUACUUGCCCAUGGUCUCGGAAGAAGAUGGAACCAACCUCGCCGGCCUACCCAUCGACGCGCAGGCCGUCCGCGAGCUGGAGCGGCUGAGCCCACACUUUAAGAACCAUUUUACUGUGCAGACGGCGUACUGGCUCGUGAGUUGGUCGGUUAUAGACCUGCUGCCGAGAAUUCGGUGCCCGGUAAUGGUCGUGGCGCCGGAGCUGGACGCGAUUAACCGGCCCGAGGCGCAGAAAACGGAGGUGUUUAACUUGGUAGUGACUGACAAACGGUUCGAGGUGAUUCAGGGGAGGGGGCAUUGGGACUGGUGGAAAGGAGAAGGUGAACAAGGGCUGGAAGGGGUUCUAGGAUCGCAGUUAGAGUGGAUGAGGGGAAAGUUAGGGCUCAAGCUAUAG
Molecule: messenger RNA, 906 nt
Organism: Hyaloscypha bicolor E
Lineage: Eukaryota; Fungi; Ascomycota; Leotiomycetes; Helotiales; Hyaloscyphaceae
Product: peptidase S15
Exons: 3
Coding region: 1-906 (301 amino acids)
Source: RefSeq, a predicted model, not a curated record